Molecule: messenger RNA, 441 nt
Organism: Malassezia restricta
Lineage: Eukaryota; Fungi; Basidiomycota; Malasseziomycetes; Malasseziales; Malasseziaceae
Product: putative mago nashi protein, exon junction complex
Exons: 5
Coding region: 1-441 (146 amino acids)
Biological process (GO): RNA splicing
Cellular component (GO): nucleus; exon-exon junction complex
Source: RefSeq, a predicted model, not a curated record
AUGUCGGAGUUUUACGUGCGAUACUAUACGGGGCAUAAAGGACGACAUGGUCACGAGUUUCUUGAAUUUGAGUACAACCGCGGGCGCUUGCGAUAUGCGAACAAUAGCAACUACCGCAACGAUUCGCUGAUUCGCAAAGAGAUGUGGAUUAGUCCACUUAUGACGGAUCAGCUGCGUUCCAUAGUGGAAAGCAGUGAAAUUCUCAAGGAAGAUGACACGACAUGGCCGAAAAGGAAUGCGAACGGACGACAAGAACUCGAGAUCCGACUGGGUAAAGAACACAUCUCUUUCGAGACUGCCAAGCUUGGAUCUCUUAUCGAGGUGCAAGACAGCGAGGACCCCGAGGGGUUGCGUGUGAUGUACUACUUGGUACAAGAUCUCAAGUGUCUGGUGUUUAGUCUCAUCUCGAUGCACUUUAAAAUCAAGCCCAUUUCCGUGUGA